GAAACUAUAACCUCCAGACUCUUGGGUUUAUUUACUGUGCAAUGUUCUGUCCAUUCUAUUUCAUUCAAAUAGAAAGGAAAGAGCAUGUCCUCCAUUCUCUUUGUCUUUAAAUUGAAACACAAUAUUGAGUUUCUGUCUUAUUUCUGUUGUUGUUUGUUCACACUGCUGAUGCUUGUCUUGGGACACUUUUUAUUGGCAUACACCCAGUGAUUAUUGGCUGUUAAUCUGCCAAUAAUACCGUAAAUUAUACCAAUAUUCUUUUUCUAAGUGUUUUAUUAUAAAUUGUCAACGCAGGUAAUAAUGAGACCAAUAUUAUAAUUUAUUCAUAUCAUGUGAUUUCGUCCUCUGAACUCAGUGGGCCGCUGUUGACCAGCAUCUUGGCGUUCACAUUUGUUUUUAUUUAAGACAUCCCCUGUAGUGUCACAAGCGGAGCACUCCGAAGCAUAGCGCACUGUUGGUCGUGGAUGAAACACGGAAUAUCAAGCUGGAACCAUUUCGUCGUUAAUUUUUGAUUAAACAGCAAUUCUAUUUGCAUCGGUAACGCUCGUUUAAGGGAGGGGAGGGCGUUAUAUUUGAUUUGACGGGUGAGCCUGACAGAACAAUGAGACGGCAAGUACUGUUGUUUUUCUCGGUCCUGUUUCUCAGCUCGGCGCUCGGCCAGGUCAGCUUCUCAAUUCCAGAGGAGAUGGCAAAGGGGUCUUUGGUCGGUAACAUAGCUCACGAUUUAGGAUUGGAUGUUAAACGAUUACAAGCCGGAAAAGCUCGCAUCCACACAGGAGACAGUGCGGAAUACGUCCAGCUUAACAAGGAAAAAGGACUCCUCAUUAUCAAAGAGAGAAUAGAUCGCGAAGCCCUCUGCGGUCAGACAACGCCUUGCGCUCUGCAUUUUCAAAUUGCCUUGGAAAACCCAAUAGAAAUAUUCCCGAUUACUGUCGAAAUUACAGAUAUUAACGACAAUGCUCCCGUAUUCGAAAAGGCAGAGAGGCGGUUUGAAAUAAGCGAGACUGCUGUUGUUGGCUCUAAGUUCAUGCUAGAGAAAGCAAUAGACGCCGAUAUAGGACAGAAUGGUCUGCAGAGCUAUACGCUCAAGCCCGAUGAUCAUUUUGAGCUUAAAUUGCAUAGUCAGUCUGAUGGUGGUAAAAAGGUAGAAAUGAUUUUAAAGAAACCUUUGGAUAGGGAAAAGCAGGAAUUCGCAUCAUUAUUGUUAACGGCUAUUGAUGGAGGAGAACCGCAUAGGUCUGGAACAAUGCAGAUUCAUAUUAAUGUGUUAGACGCAAAUGAUAACGCUCCAGUUUUUACGAAAAACGUUUACAAAGCAAGUGUAAAAGAAAACUCCCCUGCGGGAACACUCAUUACAAAAGUGAGUGCCUCCGAUGUGGACAAAGGCUCUAAUGGAGAAGUUACCUACGUAAUUGGAAACAGUAUGAGGAGCAUUUCAAAAUUGUUCCAAGUUACUGACGACGGUCUUCUUAUAUUGAAUGGGCCAAUAGAUUAUGAAAAAGCCAAAAAGUAUGAGAUAGAUAUAGAGGCAGUUGACAGAGGUGGUUUAUCUGAUUCAAGUAAAAUAGUCAUUGAUGUAGGUGAUAUAAAUGAUAAUAAUCCUGUUAUCAAUAUGAUUUCAUUCUCACAUGUAAUAGGAGAGGAUAUACUUCCCAACACAGUGGUAGCUGCAAUGAGUGUAAAUGAUCCUGAUUCUGAAGAAAACGGAAAGGUCCGAUGUGUAAUUGAUAAAAAUAUCCCAUUUUUAAUCACACCUACGUCGAGUAACUUCUAUAGCAUCGUUACAGACAGUAAAUUAGACAGAGAGGUCGCUUCUAAAUAUAAUGUAACUGUGACCUGCUCUGAUGAAGGAGUCCCCUCCCUCUCCAGCAGCGUCAAUCUCACUUUACAGAUCUCUGAUGUUAAUGAUAACGCGCCUGUAUUUGAGAGAAGUUCAUAUGAGGCCUAUAUUGUAGAAAAUAACACACCAGGUCUCUCUAUAUUCACAGUGAAAGCCAGAGACGCUGACUGGAACCAGAACUCCCGUGUUUCUUACAUAUUGGAGGACUCCUCUGUUAACGGAGUGCCAGUCUCCUCUUAUGUGUCCGUUAGUGCUGAUAGUGGAGUCAUCCAUGCUGUGCGCUCUUUUGACUACGAGCAGAUCAAAGAUUUCCACUUCCGCGUCAAAGCGCAGGAUGGAGGCUCCCCUCCACUCAGUAGCAACGUGACCGUGAAAGUAAUGAUUCAGGACCAGAACGACAACCCUCCUCAGGUUCUGUACCCGGUGCAGACUGGAGGCUCUCUGGUGGCUGAGAUGGUUCCUCGUUCAGCAGAUGUGGGCUAUCUGGUCACUAAAGUGGUGGCUGUUGAUGUGGACUCUGGACAGAACGCCUGGCUUUCUUAUAAACUGCAGAAAGCCACAGACAGGGCGCUG
Gasterosteus aculeatus aculeatus (three-spined stickleback) is the source of this 2413-nucleotide messenger RNA. The record is from RefSeq and is a predicted model, not a curated record. NCBI's taxonomy places the organism in Eukaryota, Metazoa, Chordata, Actinopteri, Perciformes, Gasterosteidae.